Molecule: messenger RNA, 2972 nt
Organism: Chanos chanos (milkfish)
Lineage: Eukaryota; Metazoa; Chordata; Actinopteri; Gonorynchiformes; Chanidae
Gene: csnk1g2a
Product: casein kinase 1, gamma 2a
Exons: 12
Coding region: 637-1989 (450 amino acids)
Biological process (GO): protein phosphorylation
Molecular function (GO): protein serine/threonine kinase activity; ATP binding
Source: RefSeq, a predicted model, not a curated record
CAUUAGCUAGAGGGAGAAAAAACGAAAAUGGCAUCAAGAAAUGGGCAGUAAAACGAAAACGAUGGGAAUUGCCAAGGACCAGUUUUAGAUGUUCUGAAGAGUGGUGUUGUGCCGACUGUUUGUUUUUAAAAGCCCACUGUUGAUGUCGCUCCUCUGGUGUGUCUCGGAACACAAGGAAUGUCUGGUGCACCUCCACAGACUGCUCAGGAGGAGGCGAUGAGGAUGGAUGACGUCGCCAGGCUGUGUCGUGAAUCCAGCAGCUAGGAUUGAUUGUCAACCAGAGUGUGUGCGUACACACAUAAUCGUGAUUGUUUUAAGGCGACGAUGCUCCUUUGAUGUUGGAUUUGGAGAUUCAACGACAGAACCGAGGAGCUCCCUUCUAUCCAACUCCUUCAGUCGGAUAAUUCCUUUCGGAUACUUUUGCCACAGCUUUUCCCAAAUUAAAGAAAAAGAAAAGUUUUCCGUAGCUACAGACAAAAAACAAACCCGUUCAGGUGAAGCUGCUGCCUUCAUUGUUUUCUUGUGCUCCUUUCCUCCUCCAAACCUCCCCCAUACCCCUAUUGGUCGUUGUUUUGGUGGUUCUGUGAAUUUUAUGGCAGUGGAGUAAUCGUGGAGAGGCCGGGGUAUCACAAGCUUAUGGAUUUUGAUAAGAGAGGAGGAGGAAAGGGAGAGGUGGAGGAAGGGAAAAGGAUGUCUAAGACUGGCGGAAGCAGGACAACACAUGGGGGCCGCAGCUCUGGGACCAACUCUGGGGUGCUUAUGGUUGGCCCCAACUUCCGAGUGGGGAAGAAAAUUGGCUGUGGGAAUUUCGGGGAGCUGCGGCUCGGCAAAAACCUCUACACCAAUGAAUACGUGGCCAUCAAACUGGAGCCAAUCAAAUCCAGAGCACCCCAGCUCCAUCUUGAAUACAGGUUUUACAAACAGUUGGGAAAUUCAGAGGGCAUCCCUCAGGUGUACUACUUUGGGCCUUGUGGAAAGUAUAACGCUAUGGUGUUGGAGCUGCUGGGGCCCAGUCUGGAGGAUCUGUUUGACCUGUGCGACCGCACCUUCUCCCUCAAGACCGUCCUGAUGAUUGCCAUCCAGUUGAUCACACGGAUGGAGUAUGUACACACCAGGAGCCUGAUUUAUCGGGACGUCAAACCGGAGAACUUCCUGGUGGGCCGGCCGGGGAGCAAAAGGCAGCAUACGAUCCACAUUAUUGAUUUUGGCCUGGCCAAGGAGUACAUUGACCCUGAGACUAAAAAACACAUCCCUUACCGGGAGCACAAGAGCCUGACAGGAACAGCCCGAUACAUGAGCAUUAACACACACCUGGGCAAAGAGCAAAGCAGACGGGAUGACUUGGAGGCUCUGGGUCAUAUGUUUAUGUAUUUUCUGAGAGGCAGUCUGCCCUGGCAGGGCCUGAAGGCGGACACUCUGAAGGAGCGUUAUCAGAAAAUAGGAGACACCAAAAGGGCAACUCCCAUUGAAGUUCUAUGUGAGAGCUUCCCAGAAGAGAUGGCCACUUACCUUCGCUAUGUAAGGAGACUGGAUUUCUUUGAGAAGCCAGAUUAUGACUACUUAAGGAAGCUCUUCACUGACCUCUUCGACAGAAAUGGUUAUGUCUUCGACUAUGAAUAUGAUUGGGUUGGAAAGCCGCUGCCGACUCCAAUUGGCCCAAUAUCCAGUGACACACCACUCCAGCCCAGCAACAGAGACAAAGCACAACAGCAGACCAAAAAUCAGUCACCAGAACCCAAAGGAAGCGAGUCCCAGCCCACUCCUGUGACCAAUCGGGAGCUCCUGGGGUCUCACCUCACGGCCGAUAGGCUGGGGGGCUCUGUCCAGGUAAUGAGCUCUACCAAUGGAGAAGUCAACACAGAUGACCCCACUGCAGGUCACUCCAAUGCCCCCAUCACCACCCCUGCUGAGGUUGAGGUCGCUGAUGACACACGGUGCUGUUGCUUUUUUAAGAGGAGGAAGAGGAAAGCCCUUCAGCGACACAAGUGAGACGAAAAAGAACAGAGGGAAAUCUGAAACAUUCAGUCACUGAUGCGUUAAGUAAAGACGGAGCUGCAACACAGAGCGUUUUCUUUCUCCCUCCUUCCAUCUCUCUCUCUCUGUCUCUCUCUCUCUCUCUCUUCUCACUGUCUCCCUUCACCUCCCGUCCGGGCAGCCAGCUCCACUGUGGAACAAACACUCACUGCCCCGCCUGCGAACAUCAGGUCAGAGGGGUGACAUGGCUAACGUUCGGCUUCACCCUCUUUUUAAAGGAAAAGAAAACGACUCAAAAGGAACAAAUACACCUGUUUGUAAAACGUGGUGGGGACACAAGGAGUUAAUGAUGGGACAGUUUAAACCCAGAGACAAGAGUAUAUGAUGUGACCCCCAAACCCAGAAGGACUGUUUAAACUUGUAUUUUAGAUCACGUGAAAAAUAAAAAAACAAAAACAUUUAUCAGAGGACAGAACACGCAUACACAAAGAGACACACACACACACACACACCUUUAGCCUGAAUGAUUGAGAGAUGUGUUCCAUGGAAACUUGUUUUAUUUUAUGGGAUCAAGGUAAAAAGUGAAAGACGUUGUGAAUGAAUUGAAUCUGAGAUUGGAACAGGAUAAAUGUGAUGGACAUCAGAAUCAAGUAACGUAUGUAAAAUCUGUGUCUUUCCCUUUUUUUGUAAUUUAAAAUGAAGUUGUUUUCAAGCUCUGCUCUCCCUGAGUUGAACAGUUUUACUCAUGUUGUAGUGUGUGUGACACUUUUUUUUUUUUUAAAGCAGCUUUUUUUUUGUGUAUGUUUUUCUCUCUUUUUUCCUGUUGAUGUGGAUGUGGUAAGACAGUGGCUGGUCUCAGGUACUGUGGAAGACAGAGAGAAAAACACUAAAUCUCUCUUCUAUAAAUUGCACUUUUGGGGGAUAAAAAAACAACGUAUUUCAGAACGGUUGAAAUGAGCAGGAACAGAAAGAAAUAAAGGCAGAUCUGAGAUCACUCA